AUGGCCCACAACUACAACCUCCAGCAGCUCCGCCACUUUGACUUCAGCGCCGUCAUGGAGGCGACCACCGACGAGUCCAAGGCAGUCGCGUGGGCCAUGGAGGUGGGGCUGCUGGAGCGGUCGAUGCUCUGCCCUCAGUGCGCUCAGCCCAUGCGGCUGAACGCGCCCAAGCGCUACUGGCGGUGCUGCAGGAAGACCCGCCACGCCGAUGGGAAGCAAGAGCAGUUUAGCAUCUUCGUGAACUCUUGGUUCUCGAAGAUGAAGCUCGAGCUUUCCCAGGCGUUGCGGCUGAUGUUUGCGUGGUGCAUGCGAACACCCCAGCCCCAAGCAGCGCACAUGGCCAACGUCAGCGAGAAUACGGCGUCAGCAUGGUACGCUGCAUGCCGCGUCCUCUGCUCCAAAGAGCUUUUGAGUGGCGAGUUCAAGAUAAAAUUUUGGCUUUUGACAGGGCGGUGGUUCGGCCGCGUCGUGUACGACAAGCGUACGAAGGCCACUCUGCUGCCGAUUAUCAAGAAGUUCAUCAGACCUCGGACUCGGAUUCACUCGGACAUGUUUGCUUCCUACGUGGCUGAGCGUGGUUCACAAGUGCAUACGCUCGCCAACAACCGCACGUUAGUGAGUAUGCACUACGAGCACAGUUGGGUGAAUCACACUCUCCAUUUUGUGGACCCUGUCUCUGGUACACGUACGAACACCAUUGAGGGGUUGUGGGAAAUGCAUAUCAAACGUCACAUCAAGGAGAUGAGCGGCUGGAGUAAGAAUUACCCGGAUGGCUACAUCGACGAGUACAUGUGGAGGUCGUGGUUUUUUUUUCCAACGAGGGCCUCUCCCGGUGAGUUCAUGUGCGGACUCGUACAGGCUGUGCAGCGGCACCCACAGCAGGAGGAGUAA
This is a messenger RNA of Phytophthora nicotianae INRA-310, 891 nucleotides long. RefSeq lists its product as hypothetical. The transcript is spliced from 3 exons. Bases 1 to 891 code for a protein of 296 amino acids. The record is from RefSeq and is a predicted model, not a curated record. NCBI's taxonomy places the organism in Eukaryota, Oomycota, Peronosporomycetes, Peronosporales, Peronosporaceae.